CUUGCGAUACUCGCGAUUCAAUCAAACACAACCGAAAUCAUGGCUGCAGAAAAGAUUUCGCUAUACAAUCUCGCCGAUCUCAAGAACACGGCCGACGAUGCGAUUCCCAACUACCUCAACUCUCUAAAAUUCAAGCAGACACAUUUCCUGAGCGACGUGCGGCUGGGACUGGGAUACACUGCGUUCGUCAUCUGCGCGGCAUGUUUCGCAUGGGACUACAAGCUGGGCUUUGAGGACACCAAGAUCUACACAGCCAUCGCGGUGGGCCUCUACACGCUUCUAAACGGUGCUCUGACAUUCUGGAUGAUGUUUGUGGAAAAGGGCGUGGUAUACCAGGGGACCACGCCGUCUGGAGAAAAGAUCACAGUAGUCAGCACAACAAAGAAGCUGGAUCCCACGUAUAGACUCUCCAUUACCAUCACAGACAAAUCCGCCAAGUCACGCAUCAUCGAGGUGGCCAAGCCAUUCGCCUCCUUCUUCGACGAGAGCGGCUACUUUGUGGCCGUGCCAUUCCAGCAGAUCCUGGCCACAUCAGUCCCCGUGAUCGGCAAGCUGGACCCCAGACGCAUCAAGUCAGAAUCCCAGGACAUGCUGAAUGCGAACCCUGAACUGUUGGAUGCGAUUCUGGCGGCGAACAACGGCGCAGCUACGGGAGUAGACGCAUCAGAAGGAGGGAGGCAACGAAAGGCGUAAGAGAGAGACAAUCUGGAAAAGGGUAACGGCCAGAGAAUGACUGGGUGUAUUUCAAGAAUUAAAAGAGGAGCUAGCGAAUAUCUCAUUAUAAAGCUUGAUGCUUUUUUCAUUCUAGGGCAAGAAUGUGACUUGCGUUGGGAAGAUGCCAUCUGCCCUGUAAGCACCGUAGUUUGCUCUAUAAGCCAAGCUUGUCCACGAGAGUACAGGACCAAGUAAGCAAAGCAGUGGACGUGAUAUGAGCUUCAGGUAUAUC
Messenger RNA from Trichoderma atroviride IMI 206040, 946 nucleotides. Lineage: Eukaryota; Fungi; Ascomycota; Sordariomycetes; Hypocreales; Hypocreaceae. The record is from RefSeq and is a predicted model, not a curated record.